AUGGACGACGACACUGUGAAUGACCCCGACCAGGCGGUGAGCGCCGAUGGGAGCUCCAACGUCAGCCCUGGGGGCUCACCGCCUCAAUCUGCCGAGAAAAAGCGCCGAUUGACUAAGGAGGAGAAAAUGAAGCUCCUGUUCCCGCCAGCACGAGAACCCGAACUUCGAGUCAUCAAGCGUGACGGUAACUGGACUUAUUACGCCCCUUAUCAUUCCCCUCCCGAUACGGACAAGGACAAGGACAAGAACACGAACAAGUCGACCGGCACCAUGAGCGUCCAACUCCCACCCGUUACUUAUCGCCAGCGCACGGUGCCGCAAAGCGAACUUGAAGCUUCCUCGACGCUGAAGCUGGGCGCGGACCAACAUACCCACACGCUUUCGCUGUCGGAGGCUCGUCUGGUCAUCCGCAAGGUCUUGGAGAACAAGCAACGCGGCGAGAACCGUUAUGAACCCCCCGAGACACUGAGCAAGACCCUGGAUUACCUUGACGUGUUUGCCCGGUUCAAGGACGAGGAGAACAUCAAGGCGGUGGAGCGACUGUUGAACUCCCACACGGAGCUGGAGAUGUUUGAGCGCUCGCAACUGGGCAGUUUGUGCUGCGACAACGCGGAGGAGGCGAAGUCGCUCAUUCCCAGCCUGCAGAACAAGAUCAGCGACGGCGAUCUGCAGGAGCUUUUGGAUGAGCUGACCAAGCUCCGCAACUUCACCGAGUAG
Molecule: messenger RNA, 717 nt
Organism: Penicillium argentinense
Lineage: Eukaryota; Fungi; Ascomycota; Eurotiomycetes; Eurotiales; Aspergillaceae
Product: DNA-directed RNA polymerase II subunit RPB4
Exons: 3
Coding region: 1-717 (238 amino acids)
Biological process (GO): mRNA export from nucleus in response to heat stress; transcription initiation at RNA polymerase II promoter; positive regulation of translational initiation
Cellular component (GO): P-body; RNA polymerase II, core complex
Molecular function (GO): nucleotide binding; translation initiation factor binding
Source: RefSeq, a predicted model, not a curated record